Messenger RNA from Penicillium verhagenii, 501 nucleotides. RefSeq lists its product as uncharacterized. Bases 1 to 501 code for a protein of 166 amino acids. The transcript has a single exon. The record is from RefSeq and is a predicted model, not a curated record. NCBI's taxonomy places the organism in Eukaryota, Fungi, Ascomycota, Eurotiomycetes, Eurotiales, Aspergillaceae.
AUGCCAUCGCUGUUUCUGAAGAUAUUUGUUGGGCUACUCUGCCUAGUCGCACACUCUCCUCUUGCUCAUGCUCAGAGCACCUAUAAAAUACCGAAAGAACGGCAAUCAAUACGCCCGAAAACCGGCCUGACCUACUGGCAAAACUGGGCAGUAAUUGGGAGCAAGUACUUUGCAUCGUCGGUCAUGGCAGUUGCCAUCGUUAGCGGAGCCUACCAAUGGGCUGAAUCUCACCACACGGAUUGUACGAUGGUUACUUAUAUCUCGAAUGGAUCCUCCAAGCGCUAUAAAGUACCAGUCAGAGGCAAGCAAUCUACCAAGGCAUUCCACGACCGGUAUCAGUGUGAUAAUGGAAAUGUGGGCGGUGUUUUUGAAGGGGACUUUGUCAACCAGGAAGAUUGUAUUGACAGUAUUUAUGUCGAUGCCAAAUUCCCAGGUGGGGUGGAGAGCGACAUGACUGAUGUCAUUUUUGGACACGCGACUUGUUCAUCUGGGCAGCGUUGA